Molecule: messenger RNA, 3423 nt
Organism: Sardina pilchardus (European sardine)
Lineage: Eukaryota; Metazoa; Chordata; Actinopteri; Clupeiformes; Clupeidae
Gene: tmem8b
Product: transmembrane protein 8B
Exons: 13
Coding region: 28-2475 (815 amino acids)
Cellular component (GO): membrane
Source: RefSeq, a predicted model, not a curated record
CGGAGGUAAACAUUUCAUAUUAUCACGAUGUGGCGGCUGGAAGGUUUGCUGUCGCGGAUGGGCCGCCUGCCGCUCCUGUUGCUUGUGUACACCUAUCUGUGGUCUUUCGGAGAUUGCCUCUUCGUGACUGAUUAUUUCACCAGGACACCGCGCAAGCUGAACGCCUUCCGCUCCUUCGCCAGCGUGGAGCUGUUCCACUUCAACGUGCCUGAGGACACCGUGGUGGCCGUCUGGAACCUCAUUACCUUCAAGGAGCAAGGGGGCACGUUCGGAGACAGCUGUCCUGACCGCAAUGUGACUGUUUACUUCCGAUCCGGAGCGCCGCCGGUGAUCAACCCGCUGCAGACGCGGUACCCGCGCGACACCGUCGUGCCCAGCUCCUUCGCGGUCACCCUGACGUGGACGCUGCCCAACCGCACCACGGGGGUGUUCAACGUGACCAGCCCUCUGCCCGGCGACUGGUUCCUGGCGGCCCAUCUGCCAAAGGAUGAAGGGAAGAUCUCUGUCAAGGGUUUGCAUGAGGAAUGCCAGUACCUUUUCCAGCCGCAGCUCAUUGUCCAGAGGCUUAUCGGCAUCUCGGUGCUGUACCCCGGCUACUUCAUCGACCAGAUGAUCCCUGUUCACAACAGAUCGGUCCUCUACAAAGUCUUCAUACCGAACUACGUAUCCCGGGUGAAGGUGCAGCUACUGGACUGCAACACUCGCAACCGGAGUGCCGAGAGCUGCCCUGUGGUCCUGAAGAUCCGCUCGAGAGCCCCGCCGGUGCACAACUCCAGCGCCCUGGACUGCCGUGAGUGGAGCCCGUGCGAGCUGGAGACCACGGUGCCCUCCUGGGAACACUGGUACUACAUCCUGGUGGAGCGCUACCUGAGCACGGCAGACGUAUACUUCCGCAUCGGCGUUCAGGUGACAGACUGCUCCAAGCCCACUACUUCAAAGGGUCCAGGCUCGUCCGCCAUGAACAUGCCCCAGUCCUUCGGCAGCGCCACGGGCUUCUCCCUGUCCGAGACGCUGCCCGCCGCCGUGCUGCCCAGCCUCUCGCCCAACGCCUCGGACCGCCGGCCCGGCCCGGGCACGGGCUCCGCCUCUGUCGCCGGCGUGCUCGCCUCCGCCGAGGGCGUCGUCUACCUGGCGCCGACCGUCGACGCCAACAAGUGCUGGCCCGUGCGGCCCACGCUGCGCAACGAGCUGGACACCUUCUCCGUCCACUUCUACAUCUUCUUCGGGCCCAACAUCUCGGUGCCGCCCGACCGGCCGGCCGUCUUCGCCAUCAAUCUCAUGCCCGUGCUGGACAGUGGCGGAGUCCUGAACUUGGAGCUCAAACUGAACGUGUCCUCGGCGAAGGGGGAGAACCUGACGGUGUUCGGAUGCCUCAACCACGGGAUGCCGCUCUCGCUGCCCGACAACUCCUCCGCCAAGUGCGAAGCGGAGUCGGUGACUGGGUUUCUUCUGACGGUGAACACCACCUCCAACGUCACCAAGCUGAGGAUCCCGUACCCGCAGACGGGCACCUGGUAUCUGAGCCUGCGCUCGCUCUGUGCCACCGAGCAGGGGUUUGAGGCGUGCAGCAAUGUGACGGCCGAAGUCUACCUGCGCUCCUACCUGACGCCUUGCAUCAACGACUGCGGAACGUACGGCCAGUGCAAGCUGCUUCGCACCAACAACUACCUGUACGCAGCAUGCGAGUGCAAAGCAGGCUGGGAUGGCUGGGGCUGCACGGACAACACGGAGGCGUACUCGUACGGCUUCCAGCUCCUCUCCACGCUGCUGCUGUGCCUGAGCAACCUGAUGUUCGUGCCCCCGGUGGCCAUCGCCAUCCGCAGCCACUACCUCCUGGAGGCCUCCGUCUACAUCUUCACCAUGUUCUUCUCCACGUUUUAUCAUGCCUGUGACCAGCCAGGUAUUGUUGUGUUCUGCAUCAUGGAGUAUGACGUGCUCCAGUUCUGCGACUUCCUGGGCUCGCUCAUGUCGGUGUGGGUCACGGUCAUCGCCAUGGCGCGCCUCAAGUCCAUUAUCAAGCAGGUGCUGUACUUGCUGGGGGCCAUGUCUCUCUCCAUGGCGCUGCAGUUGGACCGCCACGGCCUGUGGAAUCUGCUGGGGCCCAGUCUGUUUGCCCUGGGGAUCAUGGCCGUCGCCUGGACGGUCCGCACCAUCCGCCGCCGCCGCUGCUACCCGCCCACCUGGAAGCGCUGGGUGUUCUUCCUGUUCCCGGGCACCAUGAUCGCCACGUCGGCGGUGGCGCUCUACGCCUUCGUGGAGACCGAGGAGAACUACUUCUACAUCCACAGCAUCUGGCACAUGCUCAUCGCCGGCAGCGUCGGCUUCCUGCUGCCGCCGCGCGCCAAGCCCGACGCCAAGGUGACGCCCAUGAAGCGCCGCCGGGGCUGCGGCUACCAGCUGUGCGUCAACGAGCACGAGGAGAUGGGCCUGGUGGACCCCGCCAUCAUCUCCAUCAACAGCAUAUGCACGAGCUGAUAGGUCAGCUCACUAGCCCCGCCUCAUUUGCCAUAGCCACAGGACCAUUUGCCUUCAGUUUCAUUUGGACCAGAAAUGUAAAACAAUGACAACACCAACAACAGGGACAACAACAACAACAAUAACAACAGCAACAGCAGCAGCAACAACUACAACAAACAAACAACAGCAACACCUUAUUGGAAACAAGCCAGAGAACUUGAAAUACGUUGUAAAUAUAUACGGGCAAAAAAAAAAAAGUGAAACAAAGACACAAAAUCAUCCCACGCAUAUAACACUUUCACUUUGAGUUUUGGUUCUCUUCACUUGAUGAGUUAUCGGUACCGUUCGACUUGCGCUCAUUAUUGUUGGUCUUGCUCUGAGUUUGUGGCUGUGCGGUGAGACGCUGUACUGUCGUUUGUGGACACUGUACUUUCUAAGUCAAACAAGCCUGAUUCACUGCUGCUACUGGAUGGUGACUGUAAAGUGUGUCAUGUAAUUUAUUUAUUGAUCCAUUGGAUUUACAGACCAAAUGUUUUGCUUUGUUUCUUUGUUUGUUUUUGUUCAGGUAAGGAUGACAGAAGGACUCACUUUAAAAUGUAGGAGCACGGCUUCUUUUUAAUAUAGAUUUCUCUUUUUGUUUUCAUUUUUAAAAUUCAUCUUUUGCACUGAGACACAACUAUGUGAUAUUGUAAAUUUUUAUAAAUACAAGUAUAGAUAUGAAUAAGCGUUACUCAUGUGUAAAUGUAUAGUUGUUUUUUCUGUGGAAUGUCCGACUGUACUUUGGAUUGCAUUGUAUUGCCUUUUGAAGAAUUGUUGAUCGUUCAUAGGCCAAGUGGAGGGGGAAGUAGAGGGAAGUAGUUGCCAAUCGUUGGAGUCAUGGAAGCCUCAGAUAAUGACCUUGUACUUCAAGAUGGAUUUGCCAAUAGUCAUAUCAGAAGAGGAGUUUUAAGUAAAAGCAACCAGUAA